Molecule: messenger RNA, 2092 nt
Organism: Trichogramma pretiosum
Lineage: Eukaryota; Metazoa; Arthropoda; Insecta; Hymenoptera; Trichogrammatidae
Product: dynein-1-beta heavy chain, flagellar inner arm I1 complex
Exons: 8
Coding region: 1-2061 (686 amino acids)
Source: RefSeq, a predicted model, not a curated record
AUGAACGGAGAAACUAGAGCUACCAGCGCGGAUAGGCAAUCGGCCGGCAAGAGCAAUCGUUUGAGAUCGACGUCGGAAAAGUCGUCGACGGAGUUGCAUCGGGAUUAUCUCGACAUGGACACCGACGAGGAGGAAUUCGGUCGUCAAGAAACACCGGAAACGGAGAACGACGAGCCGAUCGAGCCGGACAAACCCGUUUACACCUCCCAAGAAAUCGAUCAAUUGCUGAGCACGAUCAAGGACCUGACCAUCCUGCCGAAGCUGCGGCCCAGCGCCUGGAAUGAUCCGGACUGCCGCGAGAUCGUGGAGAGGUACUUUCGCGAUCCGGCCCACGAGCUGCUGACGAUCUAUCUGCGUCGGGGCGCGCUGCGCGCCCUCGUGGACGCGUAUCCGCGCGAGCCCACCGACAGCGGCCUGUGCUACUUCGCGCGCCGCGAGCCCUGGCAGAUCUUCCGGCCGGAGAGCUUCGUCGGCCAGGUGCAGUUCGGCUGCCUGACCGAUCGCCGCCUCGACAUGGCGAUACUGAGGUUGACCGAGGCCACGUUCGCGCCGCUGGCUUUCAAGAGUCCCGCGUGGCCCGAUGUGAAGCGAGACGAGAUCUUCAGCAGGAUCAACGACUUCCUCGAGACGGCCGUCGACGCGACUUAUCGGCCGCUCGGCAUACCCGUGCUCUAUCAGUCCUGGGAGGCGGCGAACGCCCGCGAGGACUCGGUCGACGUGGUCGAGGCGCAGAAGCGGCCGGCGCUGCUGCUCCGACUGGACCGCGUGGCGCGCAACUGGAUCAAGCGGGUGCGCGAGCAGCUCAAGCUCCAGCCGGUCAAGCUGCUGCAGCAGUCGUCGUCGUCGGCCGGCGAGGAUCAGCUCUACGACGUCAUCAACGAGUUCGAGUACUGGCACACCAGGUUCGAGAAUCUGUCGUGCUUGCUGCGUCAGUUGCGCGGCGCCGGCGUGCGCAAGACGACGCGACUGCUGCGUCGCAUACGCUCGACGUGCGUCGACGAUCUGCGCUGCCUGAGACGGCGCUGCAGGCUCGCCCUGGCCGAGACCGAGGACAAUCUGGCCUAUCUCGACGCGCUGCUCAAGCACUGCACGACCCUCGACGAUCCGGGCCGGCUGCUGGCCUCGCUCGCCACCAUUCUCCACAUCGUCCGUUUCGUCUGGACCGAGUCGUCGUACUAUUCCGAAACAUCGAACGUCGAGCGGCUGCUGUGCUCCGUGAGCGUCUACGUGGUCAGGGUGUGCGUAAACAGCGUCGACGCCAAGCUCAUCGUCGAUCGGCCGCUGGACUCGGCCAAGUCGAUCGAGGCUUGUCUGGCCUGCUGUCGGGAUUACCGCGUCAUUUACGACGACAUCAUAAGCGGCUGCAUCGAGAACGAGAGCAGAGAGUGGAAAGUCGACAAAGCAGUGGUGUUCAAUUGCGUCGAGGCUUUCGAGCAACGAUGCGAAGAUCUCUUGGAUAUCUGUCAGACGAUCGUCAUUUACGGAAGCCUGAACAAGAUCAAUCUGGGCGGCACGCGGGGACGCCGCCACGAGGCGCAGUACAAUCACAUACGCGACUACUUCAUGCGCGUCGUCGAGGAGACGCGCCAGGCCUGCGCCAGCUGCGCCCUGGACGUGCGACGCACCGACUGGUUCCCCGUCGCGGUGAGCUUUCGCGCGCGAAUCGCCGAUCUCGAGAAGACCAUGAGGACGCUGCUGCUCGGCCUGUUCGGCGACGACGGCGACGGGGACGACGUCGAGCCGGCCAUCGAGACGCUCUACGCGCUCCAGAGAUUUCGCGAUCGCAAGACCUUUCGCUGCCUGCUGCACGACAAGUGGACCCAGGUCUGGGCGAUGUUCGAUCGAGAGAUCGCGAUGCCGCCAGUGGACGACGCGAGCUUGUACGACGAGAUCCCCGCGGAUCGGUUCAGACUGCCGCGCCAAGACGAGCUGAGAGAUCCCGAGAUCAUCCGUCGAAAUUAUCUGAAGAGGCUGCACAGGAUGAUGAUCGACACGUCGGACUGGCUCGGCGACUGCGACGCGCAGCACGAGGUUCUGGCGAAAUAUUCCGCGACGGUUUGAAGAACGAAUCCGAGAGUGCGUCAUUUGUACA